This is a messenger RNA of Pectinophora gossypiella (pink bollworm), 1279 nucleotides long. Its product is annotated as fibrohexamerin-like. NCBI's taxonomy places the organism in Eukaryota, Metazoa, Arthropoda, Insecta, Lepidoptera, Gelechiidae. Gene Ontology annotation, cellular component: extracellular region. Bases 113 to 790 code for a protein of 225 amino acids. The transcript is spliced from 5 exons. The record is from RefSeq and is a predicted model, not a curated record. Gene Ontology annotation, molecular function: structural molecule activity.
AUUCUCGAAACUGCUCUAGAAGUUUUUGAUAAUAAUUAUCGAUUAUCUUGUGAUAAUACGCACAGAACUCUUUUGAGAGAAAGACUGUUUGGUCGCUUAGAAAACUGUCGAUAUGAUUUAUAAAGUUUUAAUUUUUGUCUUCAGUGUUGGGUGUUAUGCUGCACCGCAACAGCAAAAUCACGCGAAUCGAGAGUUCAUUCGGCCAUGCUAUUUAAACGAUUAUAAUUGUAUAAGGGACAACUUAGCGGCCAACUCGAAAUGCAACAAAAAUGUCGUAGGUUGGAUUCCCAGUGCGUACAUGAUCAAAACGUUCAGGUUUGAGACACCAUUCUUCAAUGCUUCGUACAUUGACAACAAUCUCGUUGUCAGAAACCAUCAUAACUGCCGGAUUGCCGAGUUCUUCUACAACGUGAAGAAGGAUUCUGCGGUGUUGGCUGUGGAGUGCCGAGGGCUGGUGGUUUCUUCAAACAGGACCCUCAUCCAGCACAACACUUUUAAGGAAGACAGCAUCUACAGCUACAGUAGCACUUGGGAAUAUCCAAUAAUCCGCAUGACAACCCACAUCAGGAACGCGAACAGAAUGGACGUGUGCAAUUCCUUCGUCUACACAGAUGUCGCUGCCAUGCCCAAAUUCGUACUCAAUCCAAAUGACAAACAAACGGCAAAUUUCCUGUCUAAAGACCUAUCGUACUUGAACAUCUACGAGAGAGAGACAUUCUUCUACAGAGGAUUUGGUUUGUUCCAUAGAUUCAUCAGUUCAAUCAUAUGUAACUUCGGAUGUUAUUAUUAAUUUAUUUUAAUUUUAAAGCUAAAAGGGAUUCAGGAAAUGUUAAAUAAUUCUACCUACUUUUUGACUCAAAAUCAAUUCCUGAAAUAAAUUUAAGUCGCCUGUAAACUCCCCUUUAUGUUAUACCCCUUAAGAGGUAUUAGGAAUACUUAGUAAUUUUCUUUCAACAUGUGACUAAAAAUGUUAUCUAGAAAAUCAUAAAAUUGCAACACCCAUGUCUGUAUACAAAUUUUUAGGUUUUAUCUGAAUAUUUAUUUAAUUUUAAUAAUGAGUUUACUAAAGGCGCAUUUUGUGAUUUGUUUUUUUUUUUUUUGCUUUGACACAGUAACAAUUGUAAUAGGUAACUGUAGUAAACAGCCAUUCCUUCUAUUCUUUUUUUAAUUUUCGAUGUUAUUUCUUUGAAUAAUAGUAACUGGACUUUCAAAACAGUUUCUAAGUACACAAUCCGUAUAGUAGUUGUUAAAUAUGGAAAUAAAGUGACGUUACUAUUUA